AUGGUAACCUACUAUGCUGUGGUAUCAUACAUAAUGUGGUAUCUCCUGCAUAAUGGACUCUCUCUCUCUCUCUCUCUCUAUCUCUCUAUCUAGGACGAUGACAUCAUCAAGGAGAUCAAUAUCACCCACGUGGUCAAGGAGGGCUCGGAGAAAGCCGAUGCCCGCCAGUUUGAGCUGCUUAAAGUGCUGGGCCAGGGCUCCUUUGGCAAGGUAAGAGAUUGUCUAAGGUAGCGCAUUUCCCAUGUUCCAAUAAUCCUCUGCCUGUGGUGGAUUGGUUUAAACAGUGGAAUAGAAAUCUUGCUUUGACUUGUCCACUCUGGGAAAGAUCAGUGAUGACCAGUCAUCAACCAUAAAUCAACUCACUGAUUAGAACAGGGAUGGGUAACUCCAGUCCUCGGGGGGCAUGAUUGGUGUCACACUUUUGCCCCUGCCCCAGCUAACACCUGACUCCAAUAAUCAACUAAGCGUGAUCUUCAGUUUAGAAUGUAAUUAGUUUAAUCAGCUGUGUUUGCUAGGUAUGGGGAUAAAGUGUGACACCACUCCGGCCCCCGAAGACUAGAGUUGCCCAUCCCUGGAUUAGAACAAAAUGGGACUAACAACACUGUGGUGGAUGAUGGUUAGAACAAAAUACAUAAUUCACACACUGCUGUUUUACUACACUUCUGACCUUGUUAGGGAAGCGAAUCAUGUUUGACUUUGUGACAGUUACUAAUGACUGACUGCUAAGCUUAUCUCUUCAGUAGAAAUACUUAACACUCUAAACCAUGCAGAAAGCUGGUGUUAUAGCACAGUGGGUUUCAGACAUCUUCUCCAGCCGUUCCACGCAUUUGAACUAUUCCACAGAUUAGUCUGAUUCGACUAAUCAUCAAGCCCUUGACUAGGUGAACCAGGUGAGCGUGUUCAGGGCUGCUUCACAAUUGUGAAAAGUCUGGGGGUCCCAGAGGAGAGGUUUGAAAACCCCUUGCUUUAGCAGCGUUCAAUCACUCAAGCGUAGCUUAUGGCUGUGAUUGUGCACAUAACAAGAAAGCCUCCAUAAUAGGAAGGCAAAACCCUGCAGAUGAAAGCGUCAAAAUUCCGUAUGGCUUGAGAAUGAAUUUUUCAGACAAGGACUGAUGCUGAUGUUAAUAUGUCAUACCUGGAUUUUACACACACACACACACACACACACACACACACACACACACACACACACUGCCAGGCUUUCACCUCACUGUUUCUCCCACCCCUCUGCUUGCUCUGCUAAUGUGCAAACAUGAGGUGGUCUAGAUUAGGGUUAUUUAGAGAGCACUUAAAACACAUUAUAGACAAAUACAUUCCAUGUUCAUGUGUAAUUAGUCCAAUUACAACAAGUACGCGUACAGUGAGGGGGAAAAAAGUAUUUGAUCCCCUGCUGAUUUUGUACGUUUGCCCACUGACAAAGACAUGAUCAGUCUAUAAUUUUAAUGGUAGGUUUAUUUGAACAGUGAGAGACAGAAUAACAACAAAAAAAUCCAGAAAAUCGCAUGUAAAUUUUUUUAUAGAUUGAUUUGCAUUUUAAUGAGGGAAAUAAGUAUUUGACGCCUCUGCAAAACAUGACUUAGUACUUGGUGGCAAAACCCUUGUUGGCAAUCACAGAGGUCAGACGUUUCUUGUAGUUGGCCACCAGGUUUGCACACAGGAAACCCAUUGGGAGCCAUGGUGAAGACUUGCUACACAAGCGUUGAGGUGUCUGCAAUUUGAAGAGAACUCUUCUUGACCUUUGACAUUGCGGAGGAGCAGUUAAGUAAACACUGUUUUUAAAUGCUAAUCGCUUUUGGCUAAUUAAUGUCUCGCACAUCUCCUUCUAUUGUCGAGUGUUUUCGUAAAGGCAGCGAUCGUGUACACAGAAUGAUACUGUCUCCUGUGACACUUGAUUCAGAUGGAAUGAGGCGAUUAGAAUGCAUGUCCAUGAUAUAAAAUGAUUGAUAUCAUGAAAUUAGUCAUGAUAUCAUGAUUAUUUCCCUGUGUGUAUCUCUCUUUCAACAGCAAUCCCUUGUUAAUCCUAGCGAUUUGUUUUUAAAUGGUGUUUUACUUGUUUCAAUAAUUGGUUAAAUUUCUGCGCAAGCAUACGAUAAAGUAUAAUUUUCAUCAUUGGUCACAGGAAGUCAUCCUAGAGCAGUGGGACAGUCUGAUGCUACUCCACCCCCACUGCAGAGGGAAGCCUUGUGUCGUGACAUGAGAAAGCACCACCGCUGCUGCUGCGUCACUGAAAGACCAUUGGUUCCUCCUGCAGCUGCUGAAAGAUCAUUGGUCCUCCUGGCAAUUAAUGCCAUCAGGAUCAUGUGAUCAAACUAACUCGGCGUUCUCACCAUCCGAUCUUGCAUGGAGCCCCAGGCCGAGGGAGAUUGACAGUUCUUUUGUGUUUCUUCCAUUUGCGAAUAAUCACACCAACUGUUGUCACCUUCUCACCAAGCUGCUUGGCGAUGGUCUUGUAGCCCAUUCCAGCCUUGUGUAGGUCUACAAUAUUGUCCCUGACAUCCUUGGAGAGCUCUUUGGUCUUGGCCAUGGUGGAGAGUUUGGAAUCUGAUUGAUUGAUUGCUUCUGUGGACAGGUGUCUUUUAUACAGGUAACAAGCUGAGAUUAGGAGCACUCCCUUUAAGAGUGUGCUCCUAAUCUCAGCUCGUUACCUGUAUAAAAGACACCUGGGAGCCAGAAAUCUUUCUGAUUGAGAGGGGGUCAAAUACUUAUUUCCCUCAUUAAAAUGCAAAUCAUGUGUUUUUCUGGAUUUUUUGUUGUUAUUCCGUCUCUCACUGUUCAAAUAAACCUACCAUUAAAAUUAUAGACUGAUCAUUUCUUUGUCAGUGGGCAAACGUACAAAACCAGCAGGGGAUCAAAUACUUUUUUCCCUCACUGUAUACACAAACCCACUUCAUGUUCAUUCGUAUUCAUUCCAUUUAAUUUGCAUCUCCCUCACACUUCAGACGACAAGUGUUUUUUCCUCCGGUUGAGCUUAUUGCUCUGGGUGUCAGGCCAGGCUGUUUCGCAGUAUGAAAUGACUUUCAUUAGUUUGACUAACUUGGCCUACUACAUAAUGGAAGUUUCAUGGUGUUUAGGGGAGGUUUUGGUUAAAAAAUACAGUAUUUAUGGUCUUAUGCAGGCCAGGAAGAAUUCCAGAGAACAUCACAUGUAGUUAUACCGAUGACCAUUCCCCUUGUCGGUCCCAUAGGUUUCUAGCUUACUGCAUUGGAUUGAGCACAGAAAUUGAAAUAUUAUUGGUAUAUUCAAUAUUGCCGCCAGUCCCGCCAUCACAGAGCAUUGACUUGGAUGGGAAUGUCCGUUUGUCCGUUCUAGUACUUCUAUUUCUGAGAUUGAGAGUUGGAUGUUGCCUGCAGGUGUUCUUGGUGCGGAAGGUGACGCCGCCCGACGACAACGAGCUGUACGCCAUGAAGGUCCUGAGAAAAGCCACCCUCAAAGGUACGUACACACACACACACACACACACACACACACACACACACACACACACACACACACACACACACACACACACACACACACACACACACAAAGAGGAAUAGGGGUUGUAAACAUGUUGUGGAGUCAUGGGGUUGUAAACAUGUUGUGGAGUCAUGGGGUUGUAAACAUGUUGUAAUCCGUCCAACAGAGCCCACGGGUUUCAUAACCACAUCUUCAUAGGGAGGCUUGGUCUCACCUCUUUCAUUUGUUGACAUGUUUUUGUGUUCGCUCGAUACUCCACCUGUCAUUUUGCUUUACAAUUUUGCUCCCAGUGUUUUGAUCUUGUCUCAAGGCUUUGACAGUGAGAAGAAAUUAGUGUUUUUUUCAGUUAGUGGGUAUCUCCUGUAUGUGUAGUUGGAGAGGACCACCACACCGCCAGCUAGCAGUCUGUCAGUCGGUUCCCACCCUGUCAACAGGUGCUGUGGGAUCUUGCCUACCCUAGAUGUGAACACCCUGACAGUUUAAUUAUCAAUGGGAACAGAUUGUCUCACAGAAUAGAACUCACAGCCAUUGUGUGCUGAAAAUGUGUCUAAGUCAACAUAGGUUUACUUGGCACUCGACAAGAAUGUCCGUUCACAUUUUCAUUCUUUUCAUGUUUAAAAAAAAAAUGAUUUGUAUUAUCAAAAUAUUUCAAGGAUUGAUUAUUUGGCAUUUUGCUUUUGACUGAAUUCUCAAAUACUGUAUCCCUUGAGUGAGAUUGAAAUAUUAUUAGUGACACUGACAGUUUGGCAUUUGUUUAAGUUAUGUCUUAGCCAUGGUAGGAUUGUUUUGCGCUAACCUUCUGACGGCUCUGAAAUGGUCCGAUCCUUUCCCCACCCCCACAGUGAGAGACCGGGUGAGGACCAAGAUGGAGAGAGACAUCCUGGCAGACGUCAACCACCCCUUUGUGGUCAAACUCCACUAUGGUAAGUUCACAACCAGACCUUUGUUCAAAUAGUAUGGUAAAGGACCACAGGGCUGGUGGUGACAACGCCAUGUCACUUUUGUAGCGAUAACCUUUCCUCUGGUCAUCAUGGGCAGUGCCCUCCAUGUUUAUAUGAUGAAUGGGAAAAGCUUUGAGUCUCUAGCUUUGCCAGACAUUUUUAUGCAAAUGUUUUAGCACUGGAUAUACACUUGUGCAAGCCCAUUAAGUGUGUGUGUGUGUGUGUGUGUGUGUGUGUGUGUGUCUCCAGCAUUUCAGACAGAGGGAAAGCUCUACCUGAUCCUGGACUUUCUGAGAGGAGGAGAUCUCUUCACCAGACUGUCUAAAGAGGUGUGUUCUUAAUGUUUUCUGAGAGGAGGAGAUGUCUUCACCAGACUGUCUAAAGAGGUGGACCUCAAGGACCUAUAUUCCAGGAAAAUGUAUCUUUGUGACAUCUUAUGUGUCACGGUAAUUAUAACCUCUAUGCAUUACACUCAAAUGUGUUUUGUUGUCAGUAAUAUCGUGUGUGUGUGUGUGUGUGUGUGUGUGGUAUCCAGGUGAUGUUCACAGAGGAGGAUGUGAAGUUCUACCUAGCAGAGUUGUCACUGGGCCUGGACCACCUGCAUAGCCUGGGCAUCAUCUACAGAGACCUCAAACCUGAGAAGUAG
Coregonus sp. 'balchen' is the source of this 5043-nucleotide messenger RNA. NCBI's taxonomy places the organism in Eukaryota, Metazoa, Chordata, Actinopteri, Salmoniformes, Salmonidae. The record is from the annotation of a GenBank genome assembly.